AUGGCGCUGUGGUGGUACGCCAACAUCCUCUGCAGGUUGGCUGCAGCGUGGUUUCCCCUGCUCCUCUCAUCACUGCUUUGGCAAACGAUCACUCCCAUACAUGCCAACCCGUCAUGCCCACGGAGCUGUAGCUGUCCAGGUGUUAAAGAGGUCCACUGUACGUUCAGGCACCUCACCACCUUACCAAAAACAUUUCCUAAAGACACAGAGAGGCUCAACCUGGGUUAUAACAGCCUGACGGAGGUGGAGGGGUCAGAAUUCAGGUCACUACGGCAACUGGAAAUGCUCAUGUUGCAUGGCAAUGACAUUAACACAGUCCACCCUGGGGCAUUUUACAGCCUGAGAUCACUACAGAUCCUGAAGUUGAGUUACAACAAGCUCACAUCGGUGAACCCUGGUCUGUUUGAAGGCCUUGUAGGUUUGAUCAGACUCCAUCUGGACCACAACCUUAUUGACUUUAUAGAGCCAUACUCCUUCUCAGGACUGACCUCCCUAAAACUCCUGCAGCUGGAGGGGAACCUCCUGAAAGAGAUCCACCCUCACACCUUCAUAACAGUGUCACUACUGGGAAGCUUUUGGACCUCUGGCCUCAAACACUUACACCUGUCAGACAAUCUGUUGGAGCAGCUCCCUGUCGCAGCACUGAAGACAGCUCCCAGGCUUGAGCUCCUCUCUCUACAUGGUAAUCCCUGGACUUGUGACUGUCAACUUCAUGGGUUGGUAGAAUGGAGCUCCACGCAUGAAGGCAUUAUAAAGUGCAAGAAGGAACGUGGCAGCAGUGAGGUUUGCCCCCAGUGCUCCUCUCCUCAACCCCUGAAUGGGACCCUUUUGCUUGGAUUGACUUCAGACAAGCUUACUUGUGAACGGCCAGCUCUCCGGUCCCCGCUCAAGCAGUGGGACAAUCCUGUGUGGGCUGAAUCUGAAGCAGAGCCUGACCUCCCGUACACCCGUGACUUUGAAAAGCCUUUAGGCCAUCUCACGUUUGUUCUUUCAGACAGUCACGGAAACAAUGCUCAUCUGGCAUGUGACGUGCGACACCCUGGAGAGAGUUCCCCCAUGUCUUGGACAGUAAAUCCACUUUCUCCUGGGGAGCUGUCUGUCAAUGUAUCACUAGUGACUGUCCUUGAGUGUGAGAUUGAUCGGGAGACACUGCAAAAUCUGUGGCAGCUGGUUGCAUAUUAUUAUGAAAGCCCAGCUAUCUUGGAGAGAGGUCAACAGAAAGGAAAUGACAGCAGGGUAACCUAUCAAUAUUCCCAAGCUGUAAAUGAAAAUUCGCCAUAUUUCACUGAUUUAAAGGGGUAUUUGGCUGCAGAACCCUCUUGGCUGCUUCAACCAAGAGUUACUUUGAAACUCAACAGACAGCAGACAACAACCAAGAAACUAGUUAUGGAUUUCACAACGGUAAUCUCUAAGCACUUCAAAAGCUACAUACAUGAAGAUGAUAAUGACCUCCCCAUGUCCUGGGCUUUCAUUCGCAGAGGGACGUCAGGCCGGGUUCUAACAGUGCUCGAUGGUUCAAAGGUUCACUUGGAGUGCAGUGUUGUUGCUUCAGAUCCAGAGGUGAAAGUCGAGUGGAUGCUUCCAGAUUUAUCUAUUGUGGAAGAUGCAACUGAUAAAGUUGAAAUUACUGCAGAAGGAAAACUUGUUAUUUUGAAUGCCACACUAUCUGACUCAGGUCUUUAUCACUGUUUGGUCAGAACCAAAGCCGGGGUAGAUCUAUUGCCUUUGAGACUCACCAUAAAAGAACGCUCACUCAGCCCAACUGCUUUCAAUGGUAAGAAAAUUGUAGUUGAAAAGGGACGUUCUUUCUCUCUCCCAUGUGAGGUGACAUCUGUUCAGCCAAUUCAAACAAUGUGGUACCUACCCAAAAACCAAGUUCUUCUUCCUACACAACAGACAAGACGAGCAGAGGUGAUGGAAAAUGGGACUUUGGUGGUUAGGAGGCUGACUCAAGAAGAUGCAGGAGAAUACAGCUGCUUGACCUCGAAUCUUUAUGGAGUUGACAUGCUGUCACACAUAGUGGAAGUCACAGAAAACAAGGCCACUAGUGCGUCCAAACUACAGACUGGGAGAGAGCAGCAGAUCUUGCCAGUGGGUAUAGAGGAAGAAGAGGGUUCAGGGGGAGAUUACCAGGAAAUUAUACGUCCUUUUGCAACACAGUUUCCCAAAAAGGUAGGAACACAGCAAAGGAAUCCUAACACGUUAUCAAAGAGGAUCAGAAUUAAAGAUUCAAAGAGAAAACCAAAUAAAUCAGUUAAAGAAUUAGAUCCGAAUCGUUGGGCAGAGAUAUUGGCUAAAGCUAAUGCGAAAACAAGUGUUGCUCCGCCCACAGAGCAGUCACAACCAGAACCCAGCACUGUAAUUGUCAAAAGUACAUCCAAGCCUACUACUACAGUUGCCACCACAAUUACUGCUACUCCUAGCAGUUCACCUCCUAGUACUACUAUUACCACUAUUGAUAUUAUGAUGGAGCCAACAAAUUUCCCCAUCAACACUUAUUCUACAGAUAAGAAUUCAAAUAACGAAGAAGAUGAAACAGCAGAAGAUCUGCCACAGGUUUUACCACCUCCUCCUCCCAGAACUACAGAACCAACCCCACACCGUGUUGGUGGGAUUGCAGAAAAAGCAGAAGCUGUCAUAGACCCUCCUGCUGUUGGAACUCCUCAGCGAGUUGAUCAUAGAGAAAAUAAACACUCUGCAGAGGGUAGAAGGAAUAACAACCUAGUUCCUGGUCAGUCAAACAGACGAAGGCCACCUUACAGGCGAAGAAGACCACCGAUGAGAAGAGUCCGUCCGCAUGUAAACCCAUUUUUUCAUCCAUCAAACAAGCUGCAAACAACUGUUUCCCCAACAACAACCACCACACCAACAACAACGAUCACAACUACAUCUACUACCACCACUACUACCACUACCACUACAACUACAACUACUACGACACCUGUUCCAACUACAGUAGACCUUGAAACCUUAUCUGCUGAUUAUCAGACAAAGGAAGAUGAAGGGGAAUACAGUGAUGAAUAUGAUUACAAGGAUAGUGAUAGUUUGGAUGGCAAGGAAGAUGUAAAUAGUGAAACCUCUCAUACUACUAAUAAUCUUGACAGUAGCCUUCCUGAGAUCCCAUCAGCUAGAGAAAAUGAUCCCCAUGCAGGUAGUUCUCUGGAUAGAAAAACAUUACCAGAUCCAAACACUGUUGUCACUCCAAAGCUAGAUAGUACCCCUCAUCCAACCAAAAAGACUGUUGAAGACAGUGAAAAUAUAUACCUAAAGGAAUUUGAGGGACAAAGGGUCGAGAUCAAAACGCAAACUGAAGGAAAGGGCAGAGAUGGAAAUAAUCUUGCAGGAGAGAGUGAUAAGGAACUUUUAACAGUGAGGACAGGGCAAGAAAAACACAAAAUAGAGGGCAAUGAGAAAGAUACAGAAAAGUCUAAAAAGGAGUGGGUUACACAGAGCAGUAACACUUGGGAUAGUGUCCGAUUAACGACAGAAAGUAGACCAAAACCCAACACCCGACCUUCUCUAGAACAAAGUUCUCCAACCCAAGCAAGAACUUCAUCCUCCAAGGUCAAUACCUCAACUUCAACAAGAGGAAGAACAAAAGAAGAAGUUACAAAGAAAGGAGAUAAAGAGGUCAACAAGCCAAAGGCAGCACCUGAAAUCCACAGUUUCCCAGUAAUGGAACCAAUUCACCCCUGGCUUCAUCCCAACAAACAGGGAGGAUGGCAGACUACUACUUCCCGGAUGAUACACACAAACCAAAACAGAAAUACUGGAAGACAAGGUGAAGUGAAUCCGGGCAAGCAUUCCCAGCUUCCCAGAGUCCCCCCCACCUCCCGCUGGCCUUCACACCAUCAGCAGCAGCAUUACUUCCCCCAGUACCCCUACUGGCCAGGUCAAAGGGUGUUUCCUCCACCAAGGCAAGGUCCUGGGUCAUACCCUGUGCCCACGCAUCGACCUUGGCCUUUCAAUCACCCCUGGGCUCAGAACUCGGCUAUCACCAACAGACCAGAGAUCACAGCUGAAACAGUGAAGCCCACACCUACAGCUUCUCGAACAACAGGAAACUCCCGAUUUACACUCUCUAAGCCCAACCUGUCUCAUCACAAUCAGAAUCACCAUGUGGAUGGCGGAAACCAAGCCAGAGAUCAACUGUUUCUAUCAAGGCUAAGGAACAGAUACAGACAAGCGCAGCUUGAUCGCAUCGCACAGCUAGGGAGGAUAGUGACACCCAAACCUCGCACUAGCUACCACAAUCCUCCAUUCCUCAUCACACCAAAACCCAACCCAUCUCCACAUAGACCAUACGCCUUUAAACCACCAGCUCCCACUGCUUCUUAUGCUUACACCCUGCAACCUCAGAAACCUGGUAAGCCUUCGUCAUCAUCAUUCUCUGGUUUCAUCCCGACCCCUCGUCCUCACCACCACACCACCCCUGGGGUUCUAUAUGGAGGUCGUUGGCCUGUUGGGGCAGGACGAAUCAGCUCUCGGCGGCCCACAGCUGCACCUCCUUUCCCAUGGGUGUUGGGAGCUGAAAGUGGCGGUGUGAAACCCCAUAUUAUCACAGUUAUCACAGCUAGUGUGUCAGUAUUGGCAGAAAGUGAUGUGUUCUUGCACUGCAAAGCCACAGGAAAUCCUGAACCCAGCAUCGCGUGGACCAAAGUCUCAACAGGUGCCACCAUCCCAGCCAACACCAAGCUUGGUCCCCGUUUUGAAGUCUUUAAAAAUGGAACUUUUGUCAUUAAAAACAUCCAGCUUCAGGAUAGAGGCCAGUACCUCUGCACAGCUCAGAAUAAGUUUGGAUCAGAUCGCACAGUCAUUACCUUAGCUGUCCAGACUGAGGCGCCCAAGAUUCAGCCACCUAAGUCUACAGAUAGAGCUGUCUACUUGGGGAAAAGUGUGACUCUUGACUGCUUGGCUUUGGGGAAACCACCUGCCCAAAUUUCCUGGAUUCUUCCGGACAGGUCGUUUGUACGUGAAGUUGGGACUGUUCACACUCUCCUUUCUCCAGUGUCUUUGCUUCACAAUGGAACUCUGCAAAUUCACACUCCCAACUUCUCCAGCAAAGGGGACUAUAAAUGUAUUGCCAGCAAUGCAGCAGGUGCUGAUACAAUUACUUACCAGCUCCAUGUGGCAGCUCUCCCUCCAAGCAUCAGUGAGGGGGCGAUGGAUACUGUGAUCAUUCAGCCAGGGAGGAGUGUGUAUGUCCACUGCUCUGUGAAGGGUGAACCAGUGCCCACUCUGAAGUGGACACUCCCAGGAGGCGUCCAUGUAAAGCCAUCACAGUUUCUUGGACGCAGACUUUUUGUCUUUCCCAAUGGGACACUGUAUGUGAAGAAUGUUUCACCACCUGAUGCUGGGAGGUACGAGUGCUUGGCCACAAAUACUGUGGGCAUCGCCAAAAGAACCAUUGUGCUGGAGGUGAAGGCAGAUCCCACCUCCUUCUCACGCCUGCCUCCUGUUCCUCUUCCUAUUCCCCCAACCCAUCGCCAUGGUGUGCCAUCCCGCCACCACUCUAUCUCAGCUAUGUACGGUUCUGCUGUCUACCUCCACUGUCCUGAGUCUACCGGAUCCAAAAGAGGAACCAUUUGGCAGUUGCCCUCCAAAACCAUCAUAGAACAUCAAUACAGUCCUGAGAGACCAAUUAAAGUCUUCCGUAAUGGGACUCUGAGGAUACUUCAGCUAACAGAGCUGGAUGGUGGAAAUUAUCUGUGUGUCUUUCAGCGGCCCAAUGGGGAGGACAUGGAGCUCUUCCAGGUAGAUGUUGUAAUGACUCCACCGAGAAUAAAACAAGUGAGGACUCCACAGACAAGGGUCAUCUUUGGAGAGAACUUCCAGGUGGACUGUGUUGCGACAGGCCUCCCAGAUCCAGAAGUUUCCUGGAGUCUCCCUGAUGGAACUUUGAUCAACAAUGCCCUGCAAUCAGAUGACAGCGGCCUUCGCAACCGCCGCUAUGUUAUUUUUGGCAAUGGAACUUUACUUCUCCAGCAAAUGGGCAAAAAAGAUGAGGGUGACUACACUUGUUAUGCCAAGAACAAACUAGGCAAGGAUGAAAAAAAAGUGAGCGUCAAAGUGGGACCUAAUGCUCCAAAAAUAGGGUUAAAAUCACAAUCACUGGUGACAGUAAAGUUAGGAGAAUCAGCUAAACUGAGCUGUCAGGCAACAGGUGAACCUGCACCAAAAAUCAUAUGGGUCUCACCAAGAAAUGAUGUGAUAUCAGUAUCAUCAGACAGGUUUCAGAUCAUGAGUGAUGGGAUGUUAGUCCUGAAGAAAGUGAGAAUUACUGACGAAGGGAAAUAUACAUGUGUUGCACGAAAUUCUGCUGGUGAUGAUGUUAAAAACAUGAAACUUGAAGUUGAAUCACAGGAGCCGUUUAUCAAUGGUAUGAAAGGGAAGAGCACCACAAAGGUUUUGGCUGUUUCCUACCAAACAGCGCUCCUGCAUUGCAGUGUGGAAGGAAAACCUGAACCAAGAGUCUGGUGGGUUACUCCGUAUGGCCAGACACUUCCAAUGCCCUAUCUGGGUGGUCGCUUCCAAGUCCACCAGAAUGGUAGCUUGGAGCUGAGAGGCGUGAGGAAAACAGAUGAAGGGAGGUACAUGUGUAUGGCUAAGAACAAUCUGGGUGAAGCCUCACUUUUGGUUGAAUUAGAGGUGGCAUCACUGGCCGAGAAGCCAAGUUUUGCUGUUCCCAAUAUUGAAAUCCUACCAAUAAGGCAAGAUGGUGGGCUAUUAAGCCUGGAGUGCCCCGCUCGUGGCAAACCCAACCCAGAGUUUGCAUGGAUUCUACCAAAUGGGACGAUGUUGACACCUGGUGUUAGACUCCAACGCUUCGUACAUCAUCUAGGUAAUGGAACUCUACAGAUCUUUCAACCGGUUGCAAGUGAUAAGGGAGUGUACCGGUGUCUCGCUAGAAACGUGGCAGGACAAGCAGAAAAACGUUAUGCACUGGAGGCUGGCAGAAAGCCGGUGAUCAGAGGAUCUACAGGUGGGAUGAAGAUCACUUACGGCCUCAAUCUCAACUUGCCCUGCACUGUGGAUGGCUGGCCCCAGGCAUCGAUCACAUGGACCCUGCCUAAUGGGCUUGUUUUGGACAAACCUCAACACAUUGGCCGGGUAUCUUUUCUCGCCAAUGGGACCCUCCAACUCAGGCAUGUCGCCACCUUUGACAAAGGGACCUACAUCUGUAAAGCCUCCAACUCUUUUGGCUUAUCAACACUUUCCUACCCAGUUUCAGUGAUGGUUUUCCCACCACGCAUCACCAGUACGCUGGCUUCAAUCACUAGAGUCAGCCGAGGAUCACCAGUGACAUUACAUUGUGUGGCAACUGGUAUUCCCAAACCGGAUAUUUCAUGGACCUUGCCUGGACGCACAACGCUGGUUCCACAUAGCCGGUUCACAGUGCAGGGAGGGAUUCACAUGACUGAAGAAGGAAGUCUGGUCAUCCAGAACCCUGUACUAAUGAACUCUGGCAUUUAUAAAUGCAAUGCUAAAAAUGCACUUGGAACAGACUUUAAAUCUACUUACCUACAAGUGGUCUGAGUGACAGUUGUUACAUUGGGAAAGAAUCUCACAGUGGAAUUUAGACUGAAUGUUUUGUUUUGUUUUGUUUUGUUUGUUUGUUUUUUUUUACCAGGAUUUGAAAAUAUCUCAUAAAAAAGAAACUCUGCAGAGACGUACAACUGCCUGACUAUUGGGUUGAGACCUUGCAAAGCAGUUUCCCCUGAACAAUGAAGUUUCAGAUGUUGACUACAUAGUCAACACUCACCUUUUGCUAUUUGUAACUGUUGUAUUUUGUUAAUGUUGCAACUGUAGCAACAGAGUUUUAUUUCUACAUUGUGAACAUAAACAUCUUAAAAUGUCUGCUCAAAUGUUUGAUUCUUCGACCAAUUCAUGUAAAUUCACAUUCCCCAUACAACAUAAACUAAUUAUGUAAUUGUGUAGUAAGAGCUUAGUGGUGAAACUUAGUGAUGUUUAAAACCUGUGAAUGCAGUGUAGUCUGUUUAUAGCCUUUUACUUCUAGAGAUUUAAUUUAUACUUCGGAAAUCAUAAAAGAGGUGUUCAUCUGUGGAGAUGAUCUUGAUGAACAAAACGUGUGAGUAUCCCAAGAAUCCCAUCAUUUUUUGUUGAGGGAACCAGAGUGAUGCUACAAGCCCACAAAAGUACAUCAUUGCUACACCACAUUAUCGAGCCUAUUGCUGCUUUACGGUGUGAAGCAAAUGAAUUAAUGUAUGUAGGCUGUCAGUGUCAUUUAAUCAUGUCCAUCACUGGGGGAACAUAAUGGCGCAUAAUAGCUAUGUUGUUAGUUUACAGUAGCUAGCAGUUGAGGAGCAAUAAUACAGAGCAAAACAAAAAUAUAUAUGUACCAGUCUAUGGCACUUUAUUUACACACUCUUCUUCACGUUUUUUUUUAAUCCAUGGAUACAAUUUAUUGAUUUCUACAUCCAUAUUCCUCUUACAGCUCAAAUGCCAGCUGCUGUAUGUUCAGUUUAUCAGGUGGCAGCCAUGACCAUUUUUGCCAAAGUCA
This is a messenger RNA of Acanthopagrus latus (yellowfin seabream), 8521 nucleotides long. Its product is annotated as matrix-remodeling-associated protein 5. Gene Ontology annotation, molecular function: protein binding. The record is from RefSeq and is a predicted model, not a curated record. Bases 1 to 7536 code for a protein of 2511 amino acids. The transcript is spliced from 16 exons. NCBI's taxonomy places the organism in Eukaryota, Metazoa, Chordata, Actinopteri, Spariformes, Sparidae. Gene Ontology annotation, cellular component: extracellular region.